Messenger RNA from Brassica rapa (field mustard), 945 nucleotides. RefSeq lists its product as uncharacterized. NCBI's taxonomy places the organism in Eukaryota, Viridiplantae, Streptophyta, Magnoliopsida, Brassicales, Brassicaceae. The record is from RefSeq and is a predicted model, not a curated record. Gene Ontology annotation, molecular function: zinc ion binding.
AUGAGAUUGGAGCAUAGUUGUGAGAUUACUUAUUGGCACGCUUGGGAAGCUCGUGAGUUUGCUAUUGCAGCUGCUAGAGGUAUACCGGAUCGCAGUUAUGCUAAAAUACCAGCAUAUUUGCAUAUGAUUAAAGUAGCUAAUCCUGGUAUGCAUACUCACUAUGAAACUAAUGAGAAGGGAAGAUUCAUGUAUCUAUUUAUGUCAUUUGGGCAAUCAGUUAGAGGAUUCUACAAUGCAAUACGAAGGGUGAUUGUUGUUGAUGGAACCUUUCUGAAAAAUAAAUACAGAGGAGUUCUACUUGUUGCUAAUGCUGUAGAUGAUAGAAAUGCAUCUAUUUCUAAAGCAAUUGGGACUGACUACCCUCAAUCAGCACAUGGAAUUUUCGUUCAUCACUUGUUGACCAAUGUGGUUGCAUUUUUCAAGACAAAGGGGUUGACUGCCUUGGUGGAAAAGGCUUCACGGGCAUAUAGGUACACUGAAUUUCAGGAACGUAUCACCGAAAUUUUUGAAAUGAGUCCUGAGCUGGUGAGCUCUAAGUAUCUUGAUCCUUUAACCACUACGGCGGAGAAAAAGAUUGAUAGGAGAAUUGUGAAGGCAAAAGGGUUUCAAGUCUACAAGGUUGACGACUUCAUAUCGCUUGUGAAAGGAGACAUAUAUGAUUGUCAUGUUGAUUUGGAAAGAAGAACAUGCACAUGUGGAAAGUACAAUAUAGGUAAAAUUCCUUGUCGACACGCCAUUCCUGCCAUUUAUUCACGAGGCAUGGAAGUGCACAGAUUUACUGACGGUUUAUACACCACUGCAGCGUGGAGAAUCGCCUAUGCGAACUCAAUUAAUCCAAUGGCAGUUCUUGAGUGUGAAUGGAAUGUUCCUGCUGAGGAUAAACUUGCUAAGGUUUUACCACCAGAGACAAGAAAGAGUGCUGGUCGACCAAUAGAGAAAGUAUGA